Molecule: messenger RNA, 782 nt
Organism: Eutrema salsugineum
Lineage: Eukaryota; Viridiplantae; Streptophyta; Magnoliopsida; Brassicales; Brassicaceae
Product: zinc finger protein 5
Exons: 1
Coding region: 40-672 (210 amino acids)
Biological process (GO): trichome morphogenesis; trichome differentiation; cytokinin-activated signaling pathway
Cellular component (GO): nucleus
Molecular function (GO): DNA-binding transcription factor activity; transcription cis-regulatory region binding
Source: RefSeq, a predicted model, not a curated record
ACUAAACCCACCAAAAAACACAUACAUACACAAAUAUAUAUGUCUAUAUUUCCGACAAUGUCUCGUACAGGCGAAAGCUCCUCAGACUCGUCCUCCGAAAAGACCAUAAAACUGUUCGGAUUCGAUCUCAUCAGCGGUAAUCGUUCGCCGGAAGUCACGACGGCGGAUAGCGUGAGCUCUUCAACGAACAAGACGGCAUCGUUUACAGCGAAAAGACUCGAGUGCCAAUAUUGUGGCAAAGAGUUUGCAAAUUCUCAAGCCUUGGGAGGUCACCAAAACGCUCACAAGAAGGAGAGGUUGAAGAAGAAGAGGCUUCAGCUUCAAGCUCGACGAGCUAGCAUCGGCUAUUAUCUCACCAGCCACCAACAACCCAUCACGACGUCGUUUCAAAGGCAAUAUAAAACGCCGUCGUACUGCGCGUUCUCUUCCAUGCAUGUGAAUAAUAAUCUGAUGGGUGUGUUCAACGAGGAGUGGUCGCCAAUGUCGUCGCAGAUUAGCUUCGGUAAUAAGGAGACGUGUCAAGAUCUUAAUGAACAGAGUGAGAAGGGUAAGCUGUUCGGUGUACGACAAAACAUGAUUCAGUUCCAAAGAGAUUUGACUUCUCAUUCUGGUUCGAAGAGAAACAUUAAGUCGCUGGAUCUUCAUCUAGGUUUUCCCGAAGAUACGGUGUGACAAAGAAAGAUAAGAAUAUGUACUAGUGCUGAUAUUUUAUUGGAAAAAAGAGAAGAAACAAACGAGACACAUUACUGAUCUUGAUGGAAUUUGAAUUUUAUUUAUUUAGG